GAGGAAGUGCAUUGUGAGAACUGUCUUGUGUCUUUGAUAGGUGACAGGGGGCUGCUGCUGUAAAGCCUCUCUCAUCAUAAUGCCGAGAUUGUGAGCGUCAGCUGGAAUUUAGACAUUUUCUGGGCCAAAGAAGAGGAAACAACUCCACCUUUGAACAAUGGCCAAGUACCACUGGCAGAGUCAGAAUGUGAAGCAGAGCGGAGUGGACGACAUGGUGCUGCUGUCCAAGAUCACAGAAGACGCCAUCGUCGAGAACCUCAAGAAGAGAUACAUGGACGACUAUAUCUUUACUUACAUAGGCCCUGUGUUAAUCUCAGUAAACCCGUUCAAACAGAUGCCCUACUUCACCGACCGAGAGAUCGAGCUGUACCAAGGAGCUGCCCAGUAUGAAAACCCUCCUCACAUCUACGCACUGUCUGACAAUAUGUACAGAAACAUGAUGAUUGACGGAGAAAACCAAUGUGUUAUUAUAAGUGGUGAAAGUGGAGCUGGUAAAACCGUGGCUGCCAAAUAUAUUAUGGGCUACAUUUCCAAAGUGUCAGGAGGUGGAGCCAAAGUGCAGCAUGUAAAAGAUAUUAUCCUUCAGUCCAAUCCACUGCUGGAAGCCUUUGGAAAUGCUAAAACUGUCCGCAACAACAACUCAAGUCGAUUUGGAAAAUAUUUUGAAAUUCAGUUCAGCAGAGGAGGAGAACCUGACGGCGGGAAAAUUUCAAACUUCUUGUUGGAAAAAUCUCGAGUUGUGAGCCAAAAUGACAACGAGAGAAACUUUCACAUCUAUUACCAGUUGCUAGAGGGCGCCAAUGCACAGCAGAAGGAAGGCUUGGGCAUCAUGACUCCAGACUAUUACUACUACCUCAACCAGUCUGGCACGUACAAAGUGGACGGGACCAACGACAGUAAAGACUUUCAGGAAACUAUGGAGGCGAUGCACGUUAUCGGUAUCCCCGUGCAGGUGCAGGCUCAGGUGCUGCAGAUCGUGGCCGGGAUCCUCCAUUUGGGAAACAUCAGCUUCAUCGAGGCAGGAAACUACGGCCAAGUGGAGAGCACGGAUUUGCUGGCUUUCCCGGCGUAUCUUUUAGGCAUAGACCCGACUCGGCUCCAGGACAAACUGACCAGCCGAAAGAUGGACUCCAAAUGGGGAGGCAAGUCCGAGUCCAUAAACGUGACCCUGAACCAGGAGCAGGCCACGUACACCCGGGACGCUCUGGCCAAAGCCCUCUACGCACGGCUGUUUGACUACCUGGUCGAGGCGAUUAACAGAGCGAUACAGAAGCCACAUGAAGAGUUUAGUAUUGGAGUUCUAGACAUUUACGGUUUUGAGAUCUUCAAGAAAAAUGGCUUUGAGCAAUUCUGUAUCAACUUUGUCAACGAAAAACUACAGCAAAUCUUUAUCGAGCUGACCCUGAAGGCUGAGCAGGAGGAGUAUGUGCAAGAAGGAAUCAAGUGGACUCCAAUUGAGUAUUUCAACAACAAAAUAGUGUGUGACCUGAUUGAAAACAAACUGAACCCCCCUGGUAUCAUGUCUGUUCUGGACGAUGUUUGCGCGACGAUGCACGCCAAAGGAGAGGGAGCCGACGGGACUCUACUGCAGAAGCUCCAGGCGGCUGUGGGGACACAUGAGCACUUCAACAGCUGGAACUCAGGCUUUGUCAUCCACCACUACGCUGGGAAGGUGUCGUACGAUGUGAUUGGCUUCUGUGAGAGAAACCGUGACGUGCUGUUUACAGACCUCAUUGAGCUCAUGCAAAGCAGUGAAUAUGACUUUAUCCGUAGUUUGUUUCCUGAAAACCUCAACACUGAUAAGAAAGGCAGGCCCACCACAGCUAGCUCCAAGAUCAAGAAACAAGCGAAUGACCUGGUGAACACACUGAUGAAAUGCACUCCUCACUAUAUUCGCUGCAUCAAACCAAAUGAGACGAAAAGGCCAAAAGACUGGGAAGAGAGCAGAGUGAAGCAUCAAGUGGAGUAUCUGGGACUGAGAGAAAACAUCAGAGUCAGAAGAGCUGGCUUUGCCUAUCGACGACUGUUCAACAAGUUUCUAAUGAGAUAUGCGAUCCUCACAACAGAGACGUGGCCAUCUUGGAGGGGUCCUGAGCAGCAGGGCGUCCUUCAUCUGCUGCGCUCGGUCAACAUGGACACAGACCAGUACCAGAUGGGACGCACCAAGGUCUUCGUCAAGAACCCAGAAUCGCUUUUCCUUCUGGAAGAAAUGAGGGAGAGAAAGUUUGACACUUUUGCUCGAAUCAUCCAAAAAGCCUGGAGACGCUUCAUCGCCAGAAAGAAGUACGAGCAGAUGAGAGAGGAGGCCUCAGACAUCCUGUAUAACUCCAAAGAGCGGAGGAAGAACAGCAUCAAUAGAAACUUUGUUGGAGACUAUCUCGGUUUGGAGCAAAGGCCUGAGCUACGACAGUUUUUGGCCAAAAGAGAACGAGUGGACUUCGCUGAUUCUGUUAACAAGUUCGAUCGCAGAUUUAAGUCGAUCAAGAGAGAUCUGAUCCUGACCCCUAAAGGCAUUUAUCUGAUUGGACGAGAGAAGGAGAAGAAGGGGCCGGACAAAGGGAUGAUAAAGGAAGUGCUGAAAAGAAAGUUAGAGUUUGGGUCCAUCAGUGGAGUCUCGCUCAGCACACGGCAGGACGACUUCUUCAUUCUACAUGAGGCCCAGUACGACAGUCUCCUCGAGUCAAAUUUUAAAACAGAGUUCUUGAGCCUUUUGUCCAAACGAUACGAAGAGGUGACGAAGAGGAAACUGACCAUCUCCUUCAGUGACAGACUGGAGUUCAGGUUGAAGAAGGAGGGAUGGGGCGGAGGAGGCAGCCGAGUCCUGAUGUUUCAGAGAGGCUCCGGGGACAUGUCCCAACUCAAACCUGGAGGAAAAACUCUCACUAUCACCAUCGGCGAUGGCCUGCCCAAGUCCUCUAAGCCGACAAGAAAGAGUGCUCAACAGACCCGUGGAGGAGGGAGGAAUUACACACCCAACAGAGGUUACCAGAAUGGAGCUGCCAAGUUUUCCCGCACUCCUCAAACAAACCAGAGAGAAAGCAUCACAUACUCCACCCCUCAAAGACCAUCCCAACCCCCCAGCGCCAUCCUCCCUAAACUGGGCCCCCAAAGGACCCAAAGAGCACCCGCCCAAAGCCAACACCACCCGGGCAACAUGGACUUCCUCAACGUACCCGACCAGGGCAUGUCAGGAAUGCAGAGAAAGAGGAGCAUCAGCCAGCGCCCUCCUCCGGCUCCCAAACCUCAGCCUCCUCCUCUGGCUCCGCGCUGCAGAGCUCUGUACCAGUACGUGGGACAGGACACGGACGAGAUCAGCUUUGAGGUCAAUGACGUCUUUGAACUCGUCAAACAGGACCCGUCUGGCUGGUGGACUGGCCGUAUACGAGGAAGAGAGGGCUUGUUCCCUGGUAACUACGUGGAAAAGAUUUGAUCAAGGCCAAACUUUCUUGUCAAUUUUUGUGGACUUUUUUUGGAAACUAAGUAAAAAUCUUCUGGAUAACUGGUUACACGAUGAAGGGACUGUGUGAAAUAUAAUAUGGUAAUGAUGGUUAAAGUGCAUAUGACAGGUUUGCAUGUUUUUCUAACUCUGACGUGGUUUGGUGGGAUAGUAACCGUGGUAAAUAUGUAUUAUAGUUUUAUAUCAGUUAAGUGGCAGUUUGUGGAAAAAGCUGAGAGGAAAAGGACAAAAGUACAGGAAGUAGUGCUGAGUUUUACAGCGGUUUAACACACUGAACACUGAAGAUUCCAUCCAAAAGACAAUUUACAAACAAGGAAGGCAUUUUUUCUGGCAGUUUAAACACAGAUUUCACAAAAAGAAGGUGUUUGUAUUAGUCUAAUCUUAACUAAUGUGCAAUUUUUUACGAUUGUUAUUAUGGUUGCUAGGUAAUAGUUAAGUUUUUAGUGUGUUUUUUAACUUAAAUAUAAUGUUAGUGAUACGAGUAGUCUUACCUGUCUUAUGCACUUUAACAACAGCUCUCAGGUUUCAUCUGCACAAUAUCCUUUUUUAAGAAGUGACCCAGCAACAAGAUCUUUGACUCCCAUAACACCUUUUUACAAUUCCCAUUGGCUUGGAGAUUAGGUUACAGCUCGGACAAUAGUUGACGGGCGGAAUAAUAUGGGCUUGUUUCUUGUGUUUACAUUUGGCAGGUCUCUAAAGCAACAACUGGUUUUGUGAGGUAAUUUGGUAACGACCUAAUUAGAAACGUCUGUGUGCUACUCUUAAAGUUUUUUGUAACUUUUUUGAUGUGUGAGUGUCUGCUACCUGCUUGUCUUGGUGGAAAUGUUAUUACUUUGCCUGGAAUGUUGUGUAGUAAAGCGUUAAACUGAUGUAUCUCGAUGGAGACAAGCAGAUGACUCAACCAGGGCAAGUAUCAGGUCAGGUCAGAGUGAAAAUCCAUGUUUUUUAAUGUAUUUUCAAGCAAUAUAAACCUCUAUAACUGUAUAUUUGCACGAUAGAUGAGUUUAAUGCCAUACUGUGGAACCUUCAAGGCAAAGAAUCUUCAUGGAGAAAAGUAAUAGACGCCACCAGGCCAAGUUACACGUCAGAUCUUUGUUGAAGUGAGUGGAAACUCCACUCACACUAAGAAUGCAUGUUUGUAAUUGAAUAAAAUCUAGUGUGAGAAUGAGCAUUACGUCAUAGUGUGGAGCGUUUCAGGAAAAGUAAUACUGUGGAACACUGACGGCAAAGCUAUAACAUCGGCACGAAGACGAACAGGUGAUGAAACUCUGCCAGAAAAGUUGGCAGUGAAGCUUUAAACACGGCUGCAAACUUGUUAUCUUUCAAAAUUUGCUGUUUUGAUCUCGAAAUUGGACAUUCACAGAGCGACGGUUUAGUGAUUAUGAUUAUAAUUUAUAGCAUAUUUAUACACACACACUCUCUGAUGAAACUAUAGGACGCCACGCUAAUCCUUAAACUAAUCGCCAAACAACGUAGAGCUCCUAAUCUUGUGUGAAAGUGGGAAACUAAAAACAUAGCCACAUUUGAACUACAAAGUAUUAGUUAAUUUACCUUCUGAAAUGCUGUAAAACGCAGAGAAUUGCAUAGAUUUUGUUACAAAAAAAAAAAUCCCAGAUCCUUUUUUUUCCAUCUUGACACCUCUGAUAAUAAUAUAAACUACAGACACAUUCUUGACUGUGUGUUUUUUUUAUAAAAUUCACACUUCUCAGCAUUUCGAGCACAGCAGAUGUUUGAUUAGAUGCCGUGGAUGGUUAGACUGUCACUUUUAUCACUAUAGCCUUGUGCAGCUCUGUUUAAAGUAUCAAAACUGUUCUCAAAAGCCAAACUUGUUCUGUCACUGUAUUAACUUUGAAAGACUUGUUACAUAUGCUGUGCUUUUACCUGCACAUUGACCUAGUACGACUGUAAUAAUGGAAUAUUUUGUGCUCAAUUUUGUAGAUAAAGUGAUUUCCUCAUCUUG
This is a messenger RNA of Periophthalmus magnuspinnatus, 5417 nucleotides long. It is a transcript of the gene myo1f, whose product is annotated as myosin IF. The record is from RefSeq and is a predicted model, not a curated record. Bases 158 to 3430 code for a protein of 1090 amino acids. The transcript has 28 exons. NCBI's taxonomy places the organism in Eukaryota, Metazoa, Chordata, Actinopteri, Gobiiformes, Gobiidae. Gene Ontology annotation, molecular function: ATP binding; microfilament motor activity; actin filament binding. Gene Ontology annotation, biological process: vesicle transport along actin filament; actin filament organization. Gene Ontology annotation, cellular component: microvillus; cytoplasm; actin cytoskeleton.